Molecule: messenger RNA, 6401 nt
Organism: Thunnus maccoyii (southern bluefin tuna)
Lineage: Eukaryota; Metazoa; Chordata; Actinopteri; Scombriformes; Scombridae
Gene: crlf3
Product: cytokine receptor-like factor 3
Exons: 10
Coding region: 255-1592 (445 amino acids)
Molecular function (GO): protein binding
Source: RefSeq, a predicted model, not a curated record
GUGUCAUUUUUGGACUUGAGCAAAACUUCAGUUUAUCGAGCGGUGGUGUGGCGGCGGCUUCGAGCUGAUUCACAACUUUCGGGGACGAAAUGGCCACCAGAAAGCACUAAAACAGAAAUGAUGAGGCCCGUUUAGCGACUUCCUCUUCAGAUGCUGUGAAGGAAGCGUGGCCGACCGCAGCAGGAGGCCAGGUUGUGUCACUUCUGUCAGCGCUGAGGAAGACGUAGCCAUCUAAAGACUGAGGAGGUGGGAGGAUGUCUGUGGAGGUGGACGUGUUGCUGCAGGAGGCGAAAGAAAGCAUCGAGGCGGCCCAGAACUACCGCAGUGAACUCCAGCAGCGUCUGCAUGGCCUCAACCAGGCCCGCAAACAGGUGCGGGGCAGCUCGGGUCAGGCCCGCGAGGCCCUGCGGAGGCACUUCGCGGAGCUGCAGACGGCAGCCAGUCGGUUGCUGACGGAGCGACUGACCGCCCUGCUGGCCGAGGUGGACGCCAUCGAGGCCGACAGCGUCAAACCGCUGGAUGACUGCCAGAGCCUCAUCGAGCAUGGGGUGGGCCAGGCCGACGAGCUGCUGAGAGAGGGGGAAGCAGCUCUGCGUUGUGGUCUCGGGGAGAAAGAGGACAAACUGGGUAGUUUCACAAAGAAAGCCAUGCACAUCCAACUGGAUAGUCUACCAGAGGUACCAGCGUUGGUGGAUGUCCCGUGUGUUUCAGCCCAGCUGGACGACUCCCUGCUGGGGCUGCUGAGGGAGCGAGUGUCCCGCCACGGCUCCGUCUCCUCCCACCCGCCCGUCCAGAUAGAAGAGCUGCAGGAGAGACCGGGCAGCAUCCUGGUCCGCUGGUGUAAGGUGGACGAGGACUUCGCUGCCGCCGAUUAUCGGCUGCAGUACCGGAAAUCUGGCAGCGGAGGGAACCAGUACGAGGACGCCUACAUCGGUCGGGACUGUGAGUUCCUGGUUCUCCACCUGGACCCUCACACCGAUUAUUUGUUCAGGGUGUGCGCCCGCGGGGAGGGUCGCACCGAGUGGAGCCCCUGGAGCAUCCCACAGACGGGAUACACAACGCUGGCGCCGCACGAGUGGUGUCCGGGCACUGAGGGUUACAUCCUGAGCAGCAGGAGAAACAUCGCGCUGCGCAAUGACUCCUCCCAAUCACGCUGCCCCGUCCUCUACUCCAACGCACCCACCUACUUCUGUGGACAGACACUGACCUUCAAGAUCUCGGCGGCGGGUCAGAUGGAUCGCAAGGACGCUCUGGGCGUUUGCGUGGACAACGGGAGCGGGAAGGAGUCGCUUCAGAGAGACCAGGCUGUCUGCAUUUCCACCAACGGUGCUGUUUUUGUCAACGGCAAAGAGAUGACCAACCAGCUGCCCGCCAUCACUGUGGGCUCCGCCGUGACCUUUGACAUGGAAGUGGUCAACCUGUUCCCCAUCAGCAACAACAACCUGAGCGAGGGGGGCAACUUCAAGCUGAGGGUGACCAUUGGCUCAGGGAACCGGGAGGUGGUGUUUGAUUGGCUGGUGGACCAGGCGGUGGACUGCCUCUCCUUCGGCUGCUCUUUCGUCCACUCCGGCUGGAAAGUGCUUGUGUUUUAAGGGCUCCGUCACUUUUUAUUUUAUUUUAUUUUUUUUUUAAAAGAGGAAGUCAAAAAUGAAUCCUCCAAUGUGCUGGAGUUUAGGAACCCUCUCACAGGCUCAGUUACAUCCAGUUUAAACGUUUCUCUUCUGUUGCUUUUCCUCUCACACCUGAGACACGAACAAGGGCGGCUGUAAAAUCUGGAAUCAAAGGAAAUCAAUCUUUAAAGUGACAGACUUCCAGAGUUAUCUUUCCACAUCAGCAGCUGCAUGCAGCCUGGAAAACUGGGAACUCUGUCAGGAGUUUUCCAUACAUGGAAAAUGACAAUAUUGACCAACACGUCCAGGAAAACAGUCGGCCGGCUGAAGCAGACCUGUGAACUUCUGCUGGGAUGCUCAAAUAGAAGUGAAACUUUGUCAAAUACAUAAUUUAAGAGUCAUGAAGAUGAAUCCUCGUCUGUCCUGCGGCUACAAAAUAAAUUUCCUCUGGAGUGCGUUUUCACAAACUGUAGGAUUAUAACUUCAUCCUUCAUUUAUUUUUAGAGACUAGUUCAAACUGUAGCUCCUGCUUCUCCAGAGGGAAUAUUCUUUGUAGCCGCAGAAUAGAUUAUGAAGAUUACAGACAAGUAGGGCUACAACUAACGAUUAUUUUCAUUAUUUUCUGGUUUAAUCAAGUCAACGCUUUGUCUACAAAACAUUAGGAAAACUGUGAAACAUGCACAUUAAGAUUACCCACAGCCCAAGGUUAUGUUGUCAGAUGUUGUUGUCAAAACUCAAAGAUAAUUCAAUUCACUAUAAUGUCAAGACAAGUAAAAGCAGUAGAAUCGCUAAUUUAAAAAGCUAAAAUCAUUAAAUGUUUGGUGUUUUAGCUUGAAAACAGACUUCAACAAUAAAAUAAUGGAUAAUAAAUUGCCAGUGAAUUUUCUGUCAGUCGACUAUUUGCUUAGUCGUCUAAUCGUUGCAGCUCUACAGACAAGUUUUGAUGAACGCUUUGCUGCAUUUAUAAAUGACCGGAGCUUUAGUUCUGCUUAUUUAUACAAAACAGCUGCUUGUUUCUUUGGCAGCGGAGGCACAGAUUCACUGCGAUUACAUGCUCGCACAGUAAAUAACCGGGUUACUGUCGGCGUUCUGCAAAUAAUCUGAAUUUGUCACAAAUAGACGACAAAAUCGGUUUCUACAUUCACGGUAGAGAAUCAGAGCGAUUUCUCCUGGAGAAAGGUGAUAAUUUCUCAGACAUGCAUCACUGAUUGUCCUCAGACAGAGAAACUGUGACAGUAGAGCAGCUGAAUGAAAUAUUCUUGUAUUUAAAAUAAUUGAACUCAAAACUGAAACUAACACAAAGUCGCCUCUAAAAGUGUAAAUAAUGUUUUCAGCUGCUGAAAUGUUCACAUUUAUCAUCAGCUACAAGUUUCUCACAUUAAUAAAAUACACUUAAAAUCCAUUGUCUUAAAAUACUUAAAAGAUUUUCACCCCGCUGCGUGCACACGACCACGUUCAGACGGACAACAGCACUGUGUGAGAUAGUAAACGCCGACGUUGGCCAAUCAAAAAAACAUGUAUUUCUACAGUUCACCUCGCAAUUGUUACUACGUGAGAUAAAAUGAUUUUCCUCAGUAUUAUAAACCUCUGUGAAGUGUUUUAACGUCUGUUACUCAAACCGCACUUUGUGGGUCGUAUUUUAUCGUCUCACCUGUACCUGAUACGUCGCUCCCACGCCAUCCGACGCACCUCCUUGUGUUUUUUGUUUUUUUUGAGCGCAGGGACUCCACACGUCGUACAGUUUCCUACAUGAUCUGAUUUCUCUGAGUAACCUUGUUUCUUGUGUGCAUGUAAACAUACUGACUGCUUCUCUGGAUGGAAAUCUGAUUGAUCCCGAUGAUUCCAGACUCUUUUUUUUUUUUUUUUACCCAGCAGUGAUCCAGAUCUUCUUCAGUCUUCAGGGAGCCACGUUGGAGGAGUGAUAUCUGUUUUUUUUGAAAAGUUAUCUCAUCACAUUUUUCUGGCUUCUAGUUUGUUUUUGUUUCAGUUUGAUUCCCGGGCCUUCUUACAAGGUUGUCCAUUGUUUACAGCUUUGUGGUUUUCUCCUUGGCACAUCCCUCACUGCGGGGAAAGAGUUGAUCUAUGCAUCGUCUUAAUUUAGCUGCAUUAAUAGUUUGACACCUCAUAGAUGUAAAACACAGCCUGUCUGGACACACACUCCGUUCCCAGGAGGCUGCAAAGAGGACAGAUGUUAAAUUUUUUUGCUUUUUAAGGGUUUGUUGUUUUGUUGUUUUUGUUGUUUUUGUCAGAAGCAGGAAAGCAAAGUCAGACACUUUACAAUCUGCCGCUGCCUCUUUUAAAGGGUUUAACUGCUAAACCUGCUGGACUUUUUUUGUUUUUCAUUUAAACAAAAACUCGUCACUGUGAAAGUCGCACCUCCUUUUUGUAUUGUUUUUUUUUUUUUGCCUCUUAAACUAGUUCAUCAUUUAAAGGGUCAGUUCACAAAAAAACAAAACAAAACAAACACAAACCGCCCCGAGUGUUAUCUGUCCGUCAUUUUGCAGAGACAAAUCAGCUAAAUCUCAGCCUGAUACAGGAAACCCUCCUACAAACUCAAUACGGCACCAAAUGUGGAUUCAUCCGCCACUGAAAACAGUCCCCAACAAAUGCACUAUUUCCUCCUGGUUGUUUGUUUUCAAAACUAAAGCGCACUGUUUAAGGAAAUUCCUUGCAGCUUCACACUUUAAUAAGUAUUGACCCUCCUGAUCUCUAAGCCAAUCAGAAGCUGUUUGGAAAAAGCAGAGACUGACAAAAAAAUCAGGAAUUUUUGCAGGUUUCGAACCUGAAAACAUCCCAGCAGGCUCAGUGGAACAAGAUCUGUGCUGCUUGUUGCAAUCAAAAACCGAAAAGCAAAGUUUCUGCACAUGUAAAGACGUCCAGAGACUCAUCUGUGAACAGUUUCAUCAUGAAAGACUUUUCUGCAGAAGAGCAGCUUUUAAUAAUCUUAAACUUUUUUUUUAAUUAUUAUUAUUAUUAUUAUUACUUUCAGCCCAUUAGGAUUGUGUGACUUAAUUAUUUUGUUUUCUCAACAUAACAAAAGUGUUUUCUUGUGACUGUGACUUAUGGUGCCAAUUUUAUUUUUAAGAUUGUAAUCCAGACAUAAUAAUAACAACUUUUUUUUUAUCCUGAGAUAACGACACGUCUUUAGAUAAUGUGAAAACUGAAUCAUUAUCUUGGGAUAAGACACUAACAAAGUAAAUAUGAGCACCAUUAAAUUUUAGAUGAUUUAAUCCGAGAUAACUAAAAAAAAACAACCUGCUGAAUAAGCACAGCUCAGAAGAUGAAAACAAUUGAUCAGCCGUUGAAAACGUACGUGAACUGUUACCUUUAAGAAAGACACGUUGCUCUUAUGUUUUAACUAGAAAUAAUCUGAGCUACAGAGGAUGAACUGUCACCUUUAAAAUAAUCCUUUUUCAAGCUGUUACAGCUGUUGAAUCAUCAACUUUUUUUUUUUUUUUAGCUUUUUUUUGCAAAGACAAUCCUAACAGAUUUUGACGAAGUGGGAGGUUGAGCGCGUGACACCGAGCUCGUCAGCUCCGGAUACGAGUGAUGUUAUUGAUUAAUCUGCUCCGACAGCCUGAAUUAUUACUGUAUGUGGCUGCUGUUAUAUAAGGGGAUCCGUGUAAAGACGUGACUGUCUGUGUUAAGUGUUGAUACAAAACAUGUUUGACGUGUAAACAGCAGAAAAACAAGGUAAAACAAAGGACUGAGAGCUUCAGUUAUUAGUUUAACGUCAUUGUUAAAUGAAAAGUUCAGUUUAAGGUGGUUUAAUUGGCAUUAUAACAAUUAUUUUCAUUAUAAGCAAUUAUUUUUUUGAUUAGUUGAUUAAUCAUUUGGCCUAUAAAAUGUCAGAAAUUGGUGAAAUAUUCUCCAGUUUCCAGCAUAAAGCCUCAUUUUAAAAGCAUCUUGUUUUAAUAAUAGUUUUGGGAAAUAUUUGUUUUCAUGCUGAGAGUUGGAAGAUUUAAUUUAAAAUAAAAAAAAAGGAAAAAAAAUCUAUCAGUGUUUCUAACUCUGGUACAUCAUGGCGUCCCGUUACGGUUUUCCACAAUAUUUAUGUUACUUUGAUGAAUAUAUUUGUCUCCUGUCAGUUGUAUUUCUUUUUUAUUUGAAGUAUGUUGUUAAGACUGAAAGGCCUCUUGUCAGUUAUUUGAAGUCUUGCUUUCAUCUACAUCUGGCAAACUUCAUGUCAUUAAGUCACACUUUGGCUUUUCUCAUUUUAAAGUCUAAACAAAAGAAAGUCUCGUGUUCAAUCUUUCCACUGUGUUGAUAUUAAAGUUUAUUCAUGUGCAGAUUUGACACGAGCAUAAACAUCAGUCGAUGUUUGUUCUGCUCACAGGAAGCGUCCGCGCCGCUGACUUGUUUUUUUUUAUUUUUAAAAAUACAGUAGAAAGUUUUGAGCCAUUUCAGGAAACCAACACCUCGUCUUCUGCUCUCAGGUGGCCACAGAUUUUUUUGAUCAAUGAGUCAGUCCGGCUUUUGUUUCGUCCUUCAGAGAUGUUUCCUUGUUUUUCUGCUGAUCUGAGGUCAGUGUUUUUGUCUCUGAGGAGGACAGUGGGACCGUGAACGGGUCCAGCUGAUGGUACAAAUGAACAUAAACUCACUGUAUCUUCUUACUAACUUGAAGGAGGGAAAACUGGUGACUGACCACAUUUAAAAAAAAAUAAAAAAAACUUUCAAAGCGUUUGGCAGUGAGCAGAGUGACAUCUGCUGGUCAAACCUUUGUGUUGAAUUUGUUCUGACUGCUGUCAUCCUUGAUAUUUUGUUCAAUAAAGGUCAUGUUAUAUAAAUUAA